AUGGAGAAGCUUGUUAGGUCUUGUGACAGAGAGUAUAUGAGAAUGGCUAUGUUAAAGCAUGAAGAAACUUUCAAACAACAGGUAUAUGAACUUCAUCGAUUGUAUCGAAUACAAAAGAUAAUGAUGCAAAAUAUGGAGGCGAGGCGAGGCGUUGAAGUGAAAGAACAAGAAUGGUACUUUAGAAACGCGAUUAGCUUAACUCAAAAUGCUAAUUGUUCUAAAGAUGCGCGAGGAAAAAGGACUCGAAUCAAAUUUGAUCUCGAAAGGCCAGCUGAGGAGCACAUUGCAGAAUCAGAUGACGACGAGGGGAUAGAUCUCAUCGAUGAGAUGGAGAUUGAGUUGACAUUAGGCCCGUCGCGAUAUACCCGUAGCAAGAAAGGUGAGACACCAAUAACUUCAGAUUCAGGACAUAGCUUAUCUUCAUCUUCAUCUGGAUCAAGUGACAUAAACAAGAUAAGAAGAUACAUGACACAUCAAAAAAGAGAAGAACCAAGUGGAAUUACUCGUAACACCUUUGGUAUUGAAGAACAGUUAAGACAACAAGAGAGAUUAAAACAGUCACCUUGGUUUUUUCAAGUGAUGAAUCUAAACAUGACAUAA
Molecule: messenger RNA, 600 nt
Organism: Vicia faba (fava bean)
Lineage: Eukaryota; Viridiplantae; Streptophyta; Magnoliopsida; Fabales; Fabaceae
Source: the annotation of a GenBank genome assembly